CCUACCUGGGGCCCAAGUCACUGUCUCCUUCCUCUGAACCCCAGGAAAACCUAGAUGACCUGGGAGAUCCGUUCGUGCAGUGCAUUGGUGUGGGACCUCUAGCGUCUGCGGGCCGGAGGCGGAGAAAUUCGGGUGCAGGGAGCGACGCCUUGCAGGAGGCUGCCCCGCCUCCCUCCGCCUGAUUUCGUUGAGGAGGGAGCCGCCCCGUUCCCGCCCCUAACUGGCCAGGCGGCCGGGAGCUUCUAGGAGGUGGAGACCGCGCCGACCUGCAGAGAUGGAGGCAGCUAGCACCUGGGCACUGCUGCUAGCGCUGCUGCUGCUGUUGCUGCUGGCGCUGGGACUGCCCAGGACCCCGGCUCGAGGCCACCUGCCCCCGGGGCCCACCCCGCUGCCACUGCUGGGGAACCUCCUGCAGCUGCGUCCCGGGGCGCUGUACUCCGGGCUCUUGCGGCUAAGUAAGAAGUAUGGGCCUGUGUUUACCAUACACCUGGGGCCCUGGCGCCGUGUGGUGGUCCUGGUUGGGCAUGAUGCUGUACGAGAGGCCUUGGGAGGUCAGGCUGAGGAAUUCAGCGGGAGGGGAACGUUGGCAACGCUGGACAAGACUUUUGGUGAUCAUGGGGUUUUCUUUGCCAAUGGGGAGCGGUGGAAACAGCUGAGGAAAUUCACCCUGCUCGCUCUACGGGACCUGGGCAUGGGCAAGCGAGAAGGCGAGGAGCUGAUCCAAGCAGAGGUGCAGAACCUGGUGGAGGCAUUCCAGAAGACAGAAGGACGUCCGUUCAACCCUUCCACGCUGCUGGCCCAGGCCACCUCUAAUGUCGUCUGUUCCCUCCUCUUUGGCUUCCGUUUGCCCUACGAAGAUAAAGAGUUCCAGGCUGUGAUCCAGGCAGCAAGUGGUACCUUGCUGGGGAUCAGCUCCCCGUGGGGCCAGGCCUAUGAGAUGUUCUCCUGGCUGCUUCAGCCCUUGCCAGGCCCACACACGCAGCUCCAGCGCCACUUGGGGACCCUGGCUGCCUUCGUUGUCCAGCAGGUACAGCGGCACCAGCAAAGUGUCCACACUUCAGGUCCUGCACGUGACCUCGUCGAUGCUUUCCUGCUGAAGAUGGCACAGGAGAAACAAGACCCGGGCACAGAAUUCACUGAGAAGAACUUGCUGAUGACAGCCACCUACCUGCUGUUCGCUGGGACGAUGACCAUUGGUUCCACCGUCUGCUAUACCCUCCUGCUCCUGAUGAGAUACCCGCAAGUGCAACAGCGAGUUCGGGAGGAGUUGAUCCAGGAGCUGGGUCCCGGCAGGGCUCCGAGUCUGAGCGAUCGCGCACGCCUCCCUUACACGGAUGCCGUUCUGCAUGAGGCUCAGAGGCUGCUGGCGCUGGUGCCCAUGGGAAUGCCCCACACCCUCACAAGGACCACUCGCUUCCGAGGAUACACUCUGCCCCAGGGCACUGAGGUCUUCCCACUGAUCGGCUCUGUACUGCAUGACCCUGAGGUUUUCCAGAACCCGGAAGAGUUCCACCCGGACCGCUUCCUGGACACUGAUGGCCGGUUGAGGAAACAUGAUGCCUUCCUGCCCUUCUCCUUAGGUAAGCGAGUCUGCCUGGGAGAAGGCCUGGCGCGAGCAGAGCUAUGGCUUUUCUUCACUGCAAUCCUGCAAGCCUUCUCCCUGGAUACGCCAUGCCCACCAGAUGACUUGAGCCUGCAGCCAGCUGUCAGUGGACUUUUCAACAUCCCUCCAGACUUCCAGCUACAGGUCUGGCCCACUGGCGACCAGUCCAGAUGAAGGAAGGAAGGCUGGGGUGAUAGCCUCAAGGGGGUGUGUGAACCGGGUGUCUCAGAAGCUACACCAUACCACACAUCAUGUAUCCGGGCAGCUGCCAUGACCCAGGACCACAUUCCCCUACACAAACAACUACAGGACAACUGAUGUGUAUGCUUUUUUUUUUUUAAAGAGGGCUCUCUGAACCAGAGUCUGGCUAAUUAGCACAGGCAGGUCUCAAACUUGUGAUCCUCCUGCCUCAGGUUCCUGAGUGCUGGAAUUACAGGUGUGUACCACCAAGGGGCUGCAUAGGCUUUCAGACCACUUAAAUGUAGUAUACACCAUCUGGACUCACAAGCAUAUACCAGAGUCCCCCACCACGCCAGCCACCACACCGCUCCUUGUCCGCACAAUCCCAAUCCAGCUACCACCUACACAGCGUCGCAAGCAGCCCAACCAUGUUCCGUGUCUAUCACCACUGCUGCUGGGUCCCCGCCAUAGAAAACAGCAUGCCCCAGCUGGGGUCACGUCACAGCCAGAACCAUGUCCCUGUCCACGCCCAUGAAUGACCUCACCACCAUCCAGGCACAUGAGUGCCUCCAUCGAUGGCCGCCAGCCAGUCAUCCACACAGCCAGACCAUACGUGACGGUGUCUUGGCUCUUCUGAGUUUCUUCCUACUGAGACACACACCGUGACGACAAAGCUGUUUCCCGCCACCUCCACACCCUUGUUCGUCAAGCACAGUCCUUCCAACCAAUUUCCCCGAAUCCAAAUGUUUCCCUGUUUGUAGUUGUACACAUAAACCUUGUACAAAUGAGGGCCAGCAACCCAGAGGAGAAACUUCCCCAAUCAUGUUUAUGUGCUCAUGUUUCAUCAUAAUUAAUUUAUGUGCUCUGGUUCUCAAACACAUCCUGCCUUCACUUGGCAUCGAAGUCCCUGUCAGGGUGCUGGGAAUGUAGCUCAGAAGUUGAGCACUUGCCUAGCAUUUGUGAAGCCUAGGGUUCAAUCCCCAGCACUGCCCAAAAAACAAAAAAUUGAAAUCUCCAUCAAGCCAUUCCCCAGAAGGACUAGAUGACCGAAAGGAACCGGGUUCUGCCCCUCCGGAAGAGGACAGAGGCCCGGUUGGGGAUUUAGCUCAAUGGAAGCGCAAGGCCCUGGGUUAGGUCCUCAGCUCCAAAAAAAAAAAAAAGAGGACAGGGGCCAUACCUGAGCUCUUUGUGAUUUGAAAGUCCCCAUUUUGCAAUAAAAGUUUGUUUCUGGCCAUG
This is a messenger RNA of Peromyscus leucopus (white-footed mouse), 3019 nucleotides long. RefSeq names its product cytochrome P450 2S1. NCBI's taxonomy places the organism in Eukaryota, Metazoa, Chordata, Mammalia, Rodentia, Cricetidae. Bases 275 to 1777 code for a protein of 500 amino acids. Gene Ontology annotation, biological process: xenobiotic metabolic process. Gene Ontology annotation, cellular component: intracellular membrane-bounded organelle; cytoplasm. The record is from RefSeq and is a predicted model, not a curated record. The transcript is spliced from 9 exons. Gene Ontology annotation, molecular function: oxidoreductase activity, acting on paired donors, with incorporation or reduction of molecular oxygen, reduced flavin or flavoprotein as one donor, and incorporation of one atom of oxygen; iron ion binding; heme binding.